Messenger RNA from Diorhabda sublineata, 3273 nucleotides. RefSeq names its product TGF-beta-activated kinase 1 and MAP3K7-binding protein 1-like. The transcript has 4 exons. Gene Ontology annotation, biological process: protein dephosphorylation. The record is from RefSeq and is a predicted model, not a curated record. Gene Ontology annotation, molecular function: protein serine/threonine phosphatase activity. Lineage: Eukaryota; Metazoa; Arthropoda; Insecta; Coleoptera; Chrysomelidae. Bases 42 to 1478 code for a protein of 478 amino acids.
GACAUAUUAUUUGAUUCUAAACAAUUCAAGAAACGGAGGUUAUGUUAUGUUAUUUUUAUACUAAACUACCCAUAACCAUGGAGUCUCUUAAGUCUCCACAUUCUACCUACAAAAACUCACAAAGCUGGACUGAUGAUUUACCAGUAUGUAAAAACACAGGUAUUGGAUUUUCUACUAAUCAAAUUUAUAGAGAAGAUGGAAGUCCUCAAGAAGAGCAUGGAUAUGAGGAUUGCAGUUGUCAUUUCAAAUUUAGUGAUUCUUUUUAUUGGUAUGCAGUUUUCGAUGGUCAUGAAGGCAAAAGAGCAGCUGAUUACUGUUGCCAAAGAAUGACAGCUGAAAUAUAUUUCUCUCAACUCACAGAAAAUAAAUCAGACGAAGAAGUUAAAGAAUUACUUAAUCAAGCUUUUCUCACUGUUGAAAAAGGCUAUAUGCAAAGUUUAGAAGAUGUAUUAGCCGAGAGAACUAGUCUUAUGUAUGAUAUACCUGAAGGAUUAAGUCAAUAUGAAGCUUAUCAAAAAGUUCCCCAUAUAGUUCAGAAUAUUAACAAAUUAAAUAACGAAUUAUCAUCAGGAACUGCUGCUGCGAUAGCUCUAAUUUAUAAUAAUAAAUUGUAUGUUGCAAAUGUUGGAAAUUGUAGAGUUUUAUUAUGUCAGACAGAUGCAAAUUCUGUACUUAAAGUAGUGCAAUUAAGUGUAGAUCAUGAUUUGAAAAAUGAAGAUGAGCUACUGAGACUGACACAGAUUGGAAUUAAUUUGAACAACUUAAGAAAAAGUACAAGACUAGGGAAUCAAGAAAACACCAGAUGCUUAGGAAACUAUAAUGUGAAAGGUGGAUACAAAGACUUUGAAGACUUAGCAAUGGCUAAACAAGAACCUAUAAUUUCCCAACCAGAUAUACACGGAGGAAUAAAAUUAGAUGAAUCAUCAAGAUUUCUUCUACUGAUGUCAGCCGGACUUUAUAAAUCUAUUGAGGAAGCAACAGGAACGGAUCAAGUUAAUAAAUACAUAGCUCAUUGUGUAGUUGAACAGUUUAGAGAACAAGCUACGUUGACUGGUGUAGCACAAGCAGUAGUUGAUAAAGCAGUCCGCCUUCAUCAUGACUGGUAUAUGUCAAAUUUCAUCAAUCACUCUGGUUCUCCAAAACGUGAGGAUAUUACAUUGGUCCUUAGAAAUUUCAAUUAUCAUUUACCAAAUGCUAUAACUUCCCCUACGACUCCAUCUGUUACUUUUAAUCCAAACGUUUCAACAAAUACUGUUUCUGAUAGAUACAGUUCAGCUAGUAGUGUUAGUACUGGAAAUAAUGAAAAGAGUAAUAGCACCAACAUUACCAAAACCAGUGAUACUUCAAGUAUUGAAGACACCAGAAUAGAUGACGGUAUUGGAGCUGAUCAAAAGAUUGAAGCUUACGUUGACUUUUCUGAUUUUUAUAGAAAUUACAACAAGGGUAAACUGAAUGGGACAUUACCUGAUAACUUUUAAUAGGGGGCUGAAAUAUGAUAAUAUAAUUUAGAUGAUGAGUACAAAAAUUUGAUAUCCAAGUAUCAAAAUGGAUGAGAUAAUGGUUGUACUGAUACAACAAUGAUAACAAAGAUAAAAUAACUUUUAUUCUUGAGAAAAUUUUUAUACAUUAAAUUGUUUGAAAACUAGAUUAUUUAUAAUCAAUGCUGGAUUUGAACUUUCUUUAGUCAACUAAAAAGACUUUUUGUUGCCAUUUUUUUCAGUUCAAAUAAUAAUAAAUGACUGGCAUAAAAAUGAAUUUUAGAUAGUUUAAAAUUGAUAAGUAAUAUAUUACUCUUCGUAAAUCCAAAUGAAAUAAAUUGUAGAUAAACUAAUAUAAAAUAGGAGAUCAUCGUCCUGUCUGAUAACCAAGGAACCAUUAGAGCUCUAAGCUCCAAUGUCAUAAAAUUUAGGAAUACCUGGACAAGCUAGGCAAGAAAAAUCAAGUUACCUUGCAAUGGCUACCGGGAAACAUUUGAGUGGAAGCAGAUAAACCCUUCAUAGGACCUGAACCCUUUUGUGGUAUCGGCUACAGAACAAUAGAGAAAUGAUAGGGAAAGAAGGUAGAUUGAGAUAAAACCAGUUACUAGGAAAAUUUAGAGGGGUUGAAACAAAGACACUCUAGGGAAGGUGUAACUAAAGAAAACCUGCUGAAUGUAUUAACUUAGGCAAGAGCCAAACUAUGCCUACUAACAAGGCUCCUCUCGGUGCACUGUCACCUCAAUGCACACUUGAAGAUACUAGACUUAUCAGAGAAUGCAGCAUGCAGAAUCGUAUGAAAUAGAAGUCGAAGAUCUUUGGCAGUUAGAGCCAUUCCACAAUCUAAGAUAAAUGGGAUUAAUAGAUCAGCUGUAUCUCGGUAAGAAAGGAAGAUACAAAAGAUCCUUUGGGUGGCAGUGUAUAAUGUACACAUUUUAUAUAAAUUAUAUUCAGUUUUUUGAUAUUAAAAAUAUGUUUGUUAUGAUCAAUCAAUAUUUUUAAAUAAAUUAAAGUCAUUUUACAAGAAAAUGAAGUCUAUGAUAGCAACUAUAGCACCUGUACAAAUCUUAGCAGUUUGGUUUAUCAUCAUUAUAAUCAUUGGUUUAUAAUACAUUCUUAGUUCUAUUAUUAUUGGAGCAAAUCAAAUUCAUAUAUCUUCAUAAUUUUCUAUCUUCGAUUAUGGCUUUUAUUAAGGGCUUUAUAGCAACGUGGGUUCCAUUUUAUAAUGUCGAGUACAAACGGCAAUCAAUCCGUAACGAGACACGAUUAUGAGAGAACGUAGGUGCUCACUCGUAUCAUCAUAACAUCAUCGGAAGAUUCGGAUAUUGAUACAGUUAUUUAUAAGUGAAAUUCAAAAUCGUUACAUAAAAUGUAUAAUGUUGUGAUGCCGAGGAUAAAGUGAUUACAAAGUGAAUGCAAAGGAUAGACGGAAGGAUAAAUAAAGAUGAAUGUCUCUGGCUGAAGAUUUAAAAUCAAUUCAUCCAGACUAUAAAAUGGAUCUCAAAAUGGAGAUCAUGGGAGUUUUGAAAAAAUACAAGCAUAUGUCUAACAGCUAUGCUCCAAACUAUGCAGUCAAUUAAUUCUUCAUAAAGUGUUUAUGACGAGAACAGUAACGCUGAAGAUACAAUUUAUAAUGAUUUUUUUUUCUAAAUAGUAAUUUCCUAAAUCCUGGUACUUACCACCUUUUAUUGUGAAAUAAUUUAAUUGUUACUGUAACACCACCGUUCUUUUGAUAAUUAGUGGGUAACUUUUAAUCAACCGAUUAAUAAUAAUAACGAAAUAUAAUUACUUAAACAUC